AUGUCGUCUGGGUCAUGUAUUUUCGGCGUCGAUGACAUAGCAAAUGUUUUGGAUCAACCACAUCUCGUCGCUCACAAGCUUUACAUUGACUUUGAACCAGCGGCAUACUUCUGUGGGUUAAAGGCUAUACGAUCGCGAGAAGGCAGGCCUCUGGAACUGAACAUCACACCUUACGGAGAACUCCCACAAGUCGAGUUGAGCGCUGGUGUCUCUUUCGAGAACCUCACACACCCUUUAUGGCUAUUCUAG
Messenger RNA from Ostertagia ostertagi, 249 nucleotides. The record is from the annotation of a GenBank genome assembly. NCBI's taxonomy places the organism in Eukaryota, Metazoa, Nematoda, Chromadorea, Rhabditida, Trichostrongylidae.